AGAUGCAUCAUUAGACGAUUUCUUCAAAUAUAUUGAUGUCGCCCGAUCAGCUGUACUACCAACGGACAUAAUACCUAUCUUUUUGCACAAAACGGGACUGGCAAACUUUGUUGUAGAUGAAGCCUGUCUUAUAACUCAAAGCAAGAGCUCAAGUGUGAAACAUGCAACUGAUUGCCCGGCAAUUCAGCUACCUGCGGCACUUGAUGAUAAAAUAUCAUGUUCCUUUGCAAAGAACUGCAGUUCUGUUAAAUGCUGCUUAGAUGCAGAGUUCAUUCAAAGGACAAUUUCAGUUGGAAUUCAUAUCGAUACCUGUGCCAGAAAACUACACUUGAAUAUACAGAAAAUGACACACGAUUUAGAUUUGAGUGAAACAACAUACGGAACAGAAUACACCGUCAGUCUAUCAGGAAUGGUCGAACUGAGAACCAAAAUAGAUUACAUUUCGGUGAAUAAUGUGUUUGUCAUGGACAUGGGUGUGAAGAUAUGCUGGGACAGAAAUACGUGUGCAUUCCAUGCAACAAUAUUAAAUAGAACUGUAAUAUCUACCCCAGUGUGUGACUGGGACAAAGGUUUCAAUGUAAAAGAUUUCUCCCUUGCAACUUGGAAGACAGAUCACAAUCUAGGACCAGCCGACAACAUUGAAGGACUCUUGUCGGAUCAGCUGUUCGAACAUUUGAAACUGUCGCAGUAUUUAUUAUCACGAUGCAAUGCAAGUGAUGCUAAUGCAUUAUCAAAGACGACGGAGUGUUCACUUAAUUUGCCACGUUGGUUUGAAAAGAACAAGGAAUUAGAGUGUGGAUUCCAAGACUCUUGUUCAAACAUUACAUGCUGCUUAUUUUCGAAGUCUCUCGGGCGGUCAUUUUCAAUCAAUGUAGACGUUCGAUCUUGUGAAUUCAAAAUGUUCAUUGCAAUAGAGAAGUUUAGAAAAGAAAUAUCCCUGAUUGAUUAUAAAUGGGGGAUAAGUGAAAGAGUCAGUCUGUUUGGAAUCGUAACACUAACGUAUUCAAUUUAUGACGUUCCUGCAGAAAAUGCAUUUAUCAUCAAUAUGCAACUAUCUGUUUGUUCAGACGAGACAUCAACGUGCUUGUUUGAUGAAACCGUUUUAGAUUUUCAAAGAGUCAAGAAAGAAUCAUGCGAUUGGAAACUUGCUUCAAUUGAUUCAGAUUUCAAUCUCACCAACUGGAUGCAAUUCAGAGGAUUGGACUUUGGGUCAUAUUCAGUGCACGGAAGGCACUAUUUAAUGGAAAAACUCGGAAUAGACAGAUUGCUUUUACAACCAUCGUGUAAUAUGAACGAAAAAAUAUAUGAAUAUUCAGAAUGUUCCGCAACCGAUAUAUCUUCACAGUUACUACCUAUAGCAGCAUGUAGACUGUCGGCAGAAUGCAUGAAUUUGGAAUGUUGUUUAGAUACUCCCGAUGUCAAUCAACGCUUCAAAUUUCAAUUUAUAUUUGACCCCUGUAACUACAAAUAUGCUAUCAGCAUUGACAAAUUUACGUUUGAGAACAACCUAUUCAAUGUCGAUCUCACAACAGCCCAGAUGUUUUCUUUACUGGGAGUAGUUUCAGUAAGAUACCGUAUAGAAGAUUUGGCGAUAGACGGUCUAUACAAGGUUAACCUAAGGAUAAAAAUUUGUUUUGAUAAAAGCACGUGCCCGGUUGAUCUACAAAUCUUAAAUGAUACACAGAUACCAAAGCCACACUGCUUUAUGAAACUCAAACAAGAAUACAACAUAAAAGAUUUUUCUUUACGGAGAUGGUUAAACAGAUACAGUACAAAUUUGUCAGUCUCUCCGCUUUCACAGAAUGUUGCUGCAAUUUUAAUGAGCGAUCUCGGCAUCACAGAGUACAUGGAAAGCAAUUAUUGUGCAGUUGGCAUGCAACCAUUCAAUCACUUCGGCUGGGAUAGAGGGGAAUGCCUACUGAAUGUUACCAUACCAGAUGCCAAUCUGCAGAAUAUUUCUUGUACAUUGCUCGCAAAAUGUACCUCGGCGUCUUGCUGCAUUCCCAUUCCACUUAUAGGCAGAAAUGUCAAAGUAAACCUAGAUGUUGACCCGUGUGCUCUGACGAUGAAUGUAGGUGUCGAACGGCUGAAUUAUUCACUCAGUCUGAUUGAUUAUGAAUUUGGAAGGCAGGAAUAUAUUUGGCUCGCUGGAGUUUUACGACUCACAUUCUCCAUUCAUGACCUAGCAAGCCGGAAUGAAUACCUUAUUUCGCUGAAGUAUGAAGAAUGUUGGGAGUCUCACAAAAGUUGUUCAAACGAGUACAAAAUACUUGAAAACCAAAGGUUACCGAAGCAGAUCUGCAAAUUCACUGAUAGCUACAACAUUCCUGAGUUUUCUCUCUCUACCUGGAUGACUGAUAAUGGGUUGAACAAGAAUGAUGUACUAAAUUCACAGCAGCAAAAGUAUCUUCUUGCCGAUUUAGGACUCGGUGCUUAUCUUAAAGAAAAUAUAUGCAUCUUGAAGAACACACCAACUAAGUUGUACCUGAACGGAUGGAUCAAUGAAUGUUCAAAAACAGUACAGCUUCCUUCAUUACAUGACGGUAUACAGUGUACACUCUCGGAUUACUGUACAUCUGUCAGUUGCUGUGUAGCUUUGCAGCAGAUAGGAUACAAUCUGCAAGUAGAUCUGGACAUAGAUCCCUGUAAACAAAUGUUGUCAAUACAUAUUGAACGAAUGAAGAACGAAAUUGCUCUAAUAGAUUAUAAAUAUGGUGCAUUUGAAGACUUUUGGUUAUUUGGUAUAGCUCAAGUCAGAUACCAAGUGUACGACCUACAUGAAGAACGGAAAUACCAACUGAAUUUGAACAUAAGUAUCUGUCUUGAAUCUCACUUGCCAUGCCAGAACUUUUCAGUGUUCCAAAACACUAAACUUCACAAAGUUAAAUGUGAUUGGGGAACGAAAACGGAAACUUCAGACGAAUUUUCAAUUUCUAAUUGGAUGAGUAACUUCAAAGAAGACAUCAAUGAUAUCAGCAGUUUGCCAACAUACGCUCUUGACACACUGUAUAAUGACAUGGGUGUCGCGGAUUUCCUCUCCCAAAGUCAGUGUGCCGUCGGAAUUCAUCCAUUUAGUGUCAAGGGUGGUAUAAAUAACGAAUGUACCAGACUUUCAAAGCCACUAAGUCCGCUAGGUCAGGUGUCGUGCCAUCUAAGUUCUACAUGCAUGUCUCUAGAAUGUUGUAUUGACACUGAUAUACUGCCGAGGACUAUACACACUUUCUUACAAGUAAAUGCAUGUGAGCAAACACUUGCUGUUGGUAUCGAAAAAUUCACAUUCGAAAUGGAUUUGGUUAGCUAUGACUUUGGAACACCUGAGCACUUUUGGUUACAGAAAAUAUUCCGUAUUGAUUUCCGUCUUUUUGAUCUGAAAGAAGAGAACGCGUAUGUUCUUGACUUUGAUAUAAGUGUUUGCCUUGAGAGCGGGAUAGGUUGCACGUUAAUGCAAACUGUUUUAUCGCAAGCAUUAUUACCGAAACCGCAAUGUGGUCUAAAGGAAGGAUUUAAAAUAGAUAAUUUCUCAAUGGUCGGAUGGUUAUCGAAACACGGUUAUGCGCACGGAGAUGUAAUAUCGGACCUUGAUCACUCUGCUUUAAUGUCAGAUAUUGGCUUACCAAGAUACCUCCUGCUUUCCGAAUGCAAGCUGUCAAAUAUUUCUGAUAACAAUGCAACGUCAGUAUGCGCCUUAAGCCGACAUAUUGCUACUCUUCCGAGACAGCUGAGCUGCUAUCUAUCCACAUGUAAUGAUGUGCAAUGUUGUUUGUCUGUCGAGCCUCUUGGAAGAAACUUCAUGAUAAGUUUUAGCGUAGACCCAUGUCGACAGCUGUUAUCCGUUGCGAUAGAAGAGUUCAAGACACAGAUGUCACUUAAUGACUUUGAAUGGAACAAAGAACACGAAAUAUAUUUUAAGGGUAUCAUAAGAUUAAUGUUUGUAUUGGAUAAUCUGGUCGGAGAAAAUGCUUUUGUGUUAUCACUCGACGUUAAAGCUUGUCUUGAAUCAAAGGGCGCAUGCUAUUUUGAAAAGAACGUGUUCAACAGAGUAAAAUUUUCUAAACGACUUUGUGAAUAUUCAGUGAUGAGCUCCUUUCCUAUUAAAGAAUUUUCACUACUUGAAUGGAAACUACACAAUAACCUACCAACAGACUUGCCACUGGAAAGUCCAUUAUCUGAUAUAUUGCUUGACGACUUAGGCCUUUUAACGUACUUAAAUGAAAUCCAAUGUGAGCUAAACCACACAAAGCACAAUGCUGGAUGGAUAAACAAUUGUCCAUACAUAAACACCAAGAUUUUGCCACAAAUCCUAUCAUGCACGUUAGACAGCACAUGUUCUAAGCUAGAAUGUUGUGUAUCAGUGGAAGCUAUCAACAGAAAUGUUCAAUUUGAGUACGACAUUAAUGUCUGCGAAUCAACCGUGGAAGUCAGCGUUGAAAAAUUACAGCUGAAACGAUCUUUCUUCGACUUCUAUUGGGGAAAGCCAAAAAGAUUGAACUUUGGUGGCAUUGUUCGUUUAGACUUUUCCUUUACUGAUCUCCCAAAUGAAAAGAAGAUUCUGUCGAGCACAUCAAUAAGUGUUUGUUUCGAGUCGACAUCGUCCUGUGCAUUACAGACAACUGUACUUGAUGAAUUGCUCUUUCCAAAAGAAUUGUGUGAAUGGAAUAAAAAUUUUGUCUUAAAGGAUUUCUCUUUGCAACGAUGGAUAUCGCAUGAAGGUCUUAUACAGGGCAUUCCAUUAAAUCAGUACUAUGCAUCAAAAUUGUUAGAGGAACUGAACCUUUCUCCGUUUUUAAUGAAAGAUUACUAUAUAAAGGAUCUAUCCAGAAAUAUGUCAUGGACUUUUGAUUGCCCUAGAAGUGUCAGCACCGGAAUGAAUAACUUGCCAUACAAUAUGCAAUGUGUUAUUGGCCAAAGCUGUACUGCUGUCGAAUGUUAUGUUGGAGUAGAAAUAUUGAACAGAACAUUUAAAACACAAGUGAACAUUGACUCCUGUGCACAUCAAAUAACCUUUGCUGUUGAAAAGUAUCAACAUAGCAAACAGCUUUUUAAUUACACAUGGGGACAAACAGAACAUACAUGGUUGUUUGGUGUUAUCCGCAUGAGCGUAUCCGUAUAUAACCUUGGUGGAGAAGGGAAAUACGUUGUCAAUUUGAACAUUAGUGUGUGUCUGGAAGCACAUGCAUCAUGUCAAACCAAUGUUCAAGUUCUUGAAAACGCGGUACUUCCAAAACUCAACUGUGACUGGAAUGCUGAUUUUGCUGAUCCAGAUUUUGAUAUGAACGUUUGGUAUAGAACACAAGGACUCUCCCCUGGCACAGAUUUGACAGAAAAGUACACUCAUAUACUAUACAACGAUCUCAAUCUGUCACCAUACAUUGGGAAACCUUGUUUGUUUAACAACAACACAUUUAACAUUUCUGAAGCAGGCUGGGCGAAUGAAUGUCCGUAUGAUGUUGAUUUACCUCAACUUCCGGAUUCUACAAAGUGCCGAGUGCCGACGUUUUGUACCGGCAUAGAAUGCUGCACAGAAGUAAAUCUCGUUCGCAGACAUAUCAGAACAUACAUCUUCCUACAUACGUGCUUAGGUCGUCUUGAAAUUGGUAUAGAGAAGAUGAAAUACACCCUUGAUUUGAAUGACUUUGAAUUUGGAACAGAGAAAAGUGUCAGCUUACAAGGGGUUUUCAGACUUCGAUUUGUUAUAGAAGACCUGAGAAAUGAGGGCGUUCUUCUAAUGACAUUGGAGAUCGAUGUUUGUUUUUCUGCAAAGCAAACCUGUAUGGAAAAUAUAAAGAUCUUGAAAAAUACAAAACUUCGAAAACCUGUCUGUGAUAUGAGUACCGGAUACAAAAUUACAGAUUUCUCGAUGCAGAACUGGCUGAAAAACAAAGGACUCGUAGCGGGAAAUAUUGGAGCAUUACAACUGUCCAUGCUGUAUGAGGAACUCGGAUUAUCAACCUACCUAAAAGGAGAUGCUUGUAAUAUACCAAAAAACUCAACAAGUUGGAAAAGAGACUGUUCACUAAAUAUUGAUCUACCAGAUCUGCCAGAUAACGUUUUCUGCACUAUCAGCAAGACAUGCAAUGCUAUUGACUGUUGUUUGAAGUCUAAACUGCUUCAGCGUAUUUUUGCUGUGAGUCUGAAAGUGGAUCAAUGUAAGAUGGUACUGACAGCGGUUAUAGAAAAGGUUACCUUCGAAAUACCACUGCUUGUGUAUGAAUGGGGUUUAGAGAAGGACUUUGACUUGUUUGGCGUAAUUCGAAUGAGAUAUUCCGUUGAUGAUCUGCAUAUUGGUGGAAAGUAUAUUUUAAAUGUACAAAUGGCUGUUUGUCUUGAGUCCAGGGACCAAUGCGAAACUAUUGUAUCUGUUUUAAACAACACUCUGCUGACGAAAACCCCAUGUGACUUGGAUCCAGGGUUUGUUGUUCAAAAUUUCUCUCUCUCUUCCUGGCUUACGACCAAGGGGUAUCCACUGAAAAGUUACCUAGGGGAUGACGUCACGGCAGAACUUCUCGAAGUUCUCGGUAUUGUUGGAUACCUAAAUGAGACACAAUGUGAAAGGAAAUCACCAACAUAUACUCCAUCAGCAUAUGGAUGGAAAAGGAGUUGCUCUCUUGGGGUAAACGUGAGUCCUCUUCAAAAUAUACUGACAUGUGCCCUGCAAGAAUCUUGUUCAGCUGUGGACUGUUGCAUUGAUGUGUAUUUGUUGGAAAAAUCGUUCAACGUAAAAUUUAAUCUUAAUCCGUGUACAAAUAUGUUGGAAAUUGGCAUUGAAAGACUGACAUUUGAUUUACCUUUAGAAGACUACAUAUCUGGAUCUCAGUCACGUUUCUGUUUAUAUGGAGUGAUCUGCUUGGAUUAUUCUAUCAAGGAUCUGACUUGGUCAGGGAUCUAUAUCGUCGACCUGAAACUCAGCAUAUGUUUCGAUUCUUCAACACCAUGCCAUAUAGAAAGUCAAAUUUUCAAAUCUACUGUAUUGCCGAAAAAGAUCUGUGACUGGGAAGAUGCGAAUUUAAUACAAAAUUUCACACUAAGUGAUUGGUAUUCAAAGCGAGGAUUCGUGGAGAUGAAACAGUUACCCUCUUAUAUAGCUGCAGCACUAGAAAAUGAUAUUGGACUGUCAAUGUAUCUUAGCGAUGUUGAAUGUAACAGAAACCAGGCACCGUAUCUAUCGAAUUCUUCCGAUUGUUCAUCAGAUUGCCCGCUCCAAAUACACAGUUCAGUUUAUGAUGAUAUGUCUUGCUAUAUCCCGGAUUAUUGCACAGCUGUUGAUUUAUGCGUCUAUGUACCGCUUAUCAACCGAAAUAUCCACGCAUACCUUCGACUACACGCCUGUGAUGCUUUGUUGGAUGUCGGAAUUGAACAGUUCAAAUUUUCAGUCGGACUGUUUGACUAUGAAUUUGGAAAUGACGAUGAAGUUAACCUGAAGGAUGUGUUCAAGCUGAGGUUCCGAAUUGAUGAUCUUGCAACUAGGGGAGUGUUUGUAGUGAACCUUGAAUUCAGUAUCUGCUUUAUAAAUUCAAGUUGUGAGAACACAUAUGUUAUAUUUGAUCGCACUGUACUACCGAAGUUGCCAUGUUCUUGGGAUUUGGGAUUUAGAAAUGAAUCAUUUUCUGUGACUAAAUGGAUGUCUGACAGACAUAUUACGAAAGGAGAAGUGACGGACGUACAACGCAAAGAAUUGUUCGAAACACUUGGUUUAGCAGCCUAUCUUGAAGACAAUGCUUGCUAUCUUUCUGAACAGCCAUACUCUCCAUCAGCUAAUGGCUGGAAUACCGACUGUCCAGCUAAAUUAACCCUAAAACCGCUGUCAUCCGGUAUCGGCUGUUAUAUUUCUAACAUGUGUACAGCUGUUCAAUGUUGUCUCGAAUUAGACAUUGUUCAGACUUCUGUUCAAUUCUAUGUCACUGUUGAUGGAUGCGAAAAACAACUGACAGUUGGAAUAGAGCAAAUGGAAACAGUGAAGGAUUUAAGAAACUACCAGUUUGGGUCCUGGGAUCGUUUCUAUUUGUAUGGCGUCUAUAGAAUAGACUACUUGAUCGAAAAUUUCCAAGGAGGUCGUAAAUAUGUCAUGGAUAUGAAUAUCAGCGCUUGUUUUGAAAGCGAUGGGGAAUGCGCCAAUACGAUUCCUGUCCUCCAAAAAACAAUUUUGCCUAAAGUAAAAUGUGAUUGGCUAAAUGGAUUCACUGAUGAUGACUUUUCACUUACAUCAUGGAAAAGCGACAAAGGCGUUAGCAAAAGUGAACAACUUUCGCCUACCUUGUUUGAUUUACUUGCGAGUGAUUUGGGAAUAAGCCAGUAUCUCAAAGACGAGGAGUGUAAACUGUCUUCCGUCAGGCCUUUGCACGGAUGGAAAAACUUGUGUCCUUUGAAUGCUAACGUUUCUAUUUUACCAAACAACAUGGAGUGCAUCAUGGGUCUUACUUGUUUGACAAUCGACUGCUGUCUCUUUGUCAGUGAUCUUAAUCGAAGCUUCAGUGUUUCUCUGCACGUAGAUGACUGUGACUAUCAGAUAUCAGCAAGCAUUGAAAAUCUGAUUAUGGAAAGAAAAUUGUCCGCCUUUGAAUUUGGUAAAAGGAUCUCAUUUGACAUGGACGGACUAAUAUCUAUGCGAUUUAUGGUGGUAAAUCUAGAAUACACGAACAAAUACAUUUUGGACCUCGACGUUGAUGUGCAUUUUGAAGCCAGGAAACUUGCAGCAUCGUCUACCAAAGUACUUGAUGAUCUGUUGGUACCGCGUAUACCAUGUCAAGUUAAUUCUGGUUUUAUAACGAAAGAUUUUUCGUUGGAUAAAUGGAAAGACGUCACCAACGUCAGUGUGAUAGAUGAUUACCAAUCUGUUCGACUACUUGAAGACAUCGCAAUUUCUCCAUUUUUGCACCCCAACAGAUGCACAGUUCAUGAUGGCUCCGAAAUAGACACUUCCUUAUGUCCCAUGGAUGUAGAAGUUCUGCACUUUUACGGCUCGGCUUCCUGUUCACUGACUGAACUCUGCUCUGGAAUUAGCUGUUGCCUUGAUUCCUCUGAGGUCGCAGUGAAUUUUAUCGUCGAAGUCCAAAUCAAUGCAUGUAAAGAGGAGGUUGUAGUCGCUUUGGAAAAAUUAAAGUACAUUAUACCAUUUAGAAACUUGACAUGGGGAGAACUGCAAACAUUCAGUCUAUUUGGGGUGAUCAGACUUGAGAUGACAAUAUCGGAGACAAUCAAGUCACAAAUUUACAGCUUAAACCUUAAAGCAAGCAUUUGCCUUGGUGAAAAUGAAACCUGUAAUACAGAAUAUCAAGUACUCAAGAAUGCAUAUCUCACAGCGUUGCCAUGUGAUUGGUCCUCUGGAUUUUUAGACAAAGAUUUUAACUAUGAAGAAUGGCGAAACCAAUCGCAUUACGGUCAACAUCAGCUUCCAGAAACUGGUGUAGCAUUUUAUUUGUCAAAGAUUGGUGUUGAGCCUUACCUUAAGCACAGAAUGUGUGAUUCCUCAGCAUUCCCUUAUAUACCUUCACCUACAUCAGGCUGGACAUCCGACUGUAGAAACAACGCCAGCGUACAAGCUUUACCUGACGACACAAGGUGUUUCAUGGUUGACACUUGCUCCGGGUUUGAGUGCUGCUCAUAUAUUGACGAACUCCAGAGGUCGUUCCAUGUACAGCUUAAACUAGACCCUUGCUCUCAGACAUUAGCCAUUGGAAUUGAACGCAUUUUGCAAACGAUUUUAUUAACAAAGUUUGAAUGGGGCGUCUUGAAUAAAUUCUAUCUAAAUGGCUUGAUCAGACUCGACUAUUCAAUAACAAGUCUACCGAUAAAACGGAUAUAUGUCGCAAAUGUAAAUCUCAGCAUUUGUUUAGAUCAGGAAAAUUGCAAAGUAGAAAUGGAAAUUCUUAAAAAUGAUAUUUUACCACAAACAAUAUGUGAAUGGAAUCCAGACUAUACAGAAGACGCGUUUUCACUUAAACAAUGGAAAGAAGACAAAAACAUUUCAAAAUUUGGAGGACUUGACGAUGUUGAACAAAUUGAACUAAUGACCAACUUGGGUAUAUAUCAGUAUCUCCGGACGCCCGAGUGUUCUGAGCUCAACGGUACCAACUCGGAAGAAUGUGGGGUGACUCCAGACUUCCCAUCAUCAUGCAGUUUAUCUAAAAACUGUGCGAGAAUAUCGUGCUGUGUAUAUUCUGACGUUUUGCAGCGACGUAUUUUCUAUGAAUUAGACUAUGAUAGAUGUAAUCAUUUGGUAAACUUAAGUAUCGAGACUUUCAGCAGGACAGUAUCUCUCUACGAUUUUGAAUAUGGAAAAGAAAUGACGAUGUCUCUUUAUUCUGCCUUGCAAAUAAAAUUUAUGAUAGACUAUCUUGUGAUUAGUCGAUCUCACAUUAUAAGUCUUAACAUCAGCGAGUGUUACGAAUCGAGUGGUCCAUGUUCAGUGGUGUUAGAAGUUCUUAACGACGACAAAUUUUCAUCAGAAGACUGUCCCAUCAACAAGAAUUAUAAAAAUGAAGAAUUCUCACUGACGGAGUGGUCAUCUGAAAGGAAUCUUAACUACACUGAAUUGCCCACGUAUGCAAGAAAAGUACUUCAUCGAGAUCUAGGAAUAAGCCAGUACCUGCAACAAAAUGAAUGCAUAGUGGAGUCAUAUAAUGAUUCAUAUGGCUGGAAUUCUGAAUGUGCAGAGAAUAUAACCUUGCUAAACAUCACUGACGAAGACGCGUCCAUAUCUUGCAAUUUGCAAACUUCCUGCUCGAACCUGGACUGUUGUUUCUAUGUGGAUGAGAUCCAAAAGACAUUUAAGUUCCAGUUUCUGUUUGACCCAUGCAAACUCAAGCUUACUGUAGGGAUAGAAAAGCUUGUCUAUGAAGUACCACUGAAGGAGGCAGUAACUGGUCACUAUCUUACAAUGAGUAUGAAUGGCUUUAUAAGAAUGGAGUUUAUGAUAGACGACAACUCAAAUAACGAAUAUGUGAUAAAUCUACGUCUUAAAAUAUGUAUGGAGAGUGCAUUUGAAUGCAAUCGUGAUAUCGAAAUCCUGCGAGGCCUUGUUGUUAAACGAGAGUGCGACUUUGGAUCAGCCUUUGAAAAUCCUGGCUUCUCAUUGGCUGUUUGGGAAACGAACAACGCUGUGACAUCAGGUUACGCUAUGACUGACAAACAAAGAGACUUACUGAUGCAACAUUUAGGCUUGGAACAUUUUCUUCUGAAAGAACCAUGUAAAUUGAGAACUAACACGGCUGAAGACGGCUUUGACACAUGUGUAAGGACAAAAACUGGAGAAAGUUUCGACUGUUGCGUUGAAUCAAAAAUUCUUGGAAGAAACCUAUGGAUGAAUUUUACCAUGGAUGCAUGUAAUUAUCACAUGGAAAUGAACUUGGAAAAUCUACAACAAAAACAUCUUUUGCUCAAUUACGAGUGGAGGACUCUACACAGUAUAUCAACAAAGGGUGUAUGGCAUGCAGAAUACAUGGUGACGAACGUUCAGUCAGAACGCGUGUUUUCUUUAGACAUUUCCUUACAACAGUGUUUCGAGCCUAACUGUACGUCACGAUUGAUCGUAGCUAAUGACGUACGUAUACCGUAUCCGUCCUGCCAAAAUGUGACCAGAAAUGACACCCGUCAACCAUUCUAUGGAAUAUCAUAUGACUUCUGGAAGCAACCAAUAUGCACGACAGAUAACUAUACAGUGUCGACAGUUUGUGAUCCUUUACCAGCGGAGCUUCAAAACAUUUGCACUUGGGCCCCUGACUGUUCAGGAAUACAGUGCUGUACAGAAUUUUAUUUUAAUGCGGGCAAACGAAAUGUUAUGAUACAUUUGUCGCUGCUAUGCAAUGACGGGAAGCUGCAGUAUGGAAUUGAAAACAAAAUAUGGAACAGACCACUUUCGAAUUUAGAAGGACCUAUCCACGAAGUUAUAGCAGAUACAAUCUACUUUGACAUGAACGUAUCAACCGCUGCACCGUCAAGAUAUAAGAUCUCUUUGACUAUAUCAGUAUGUACAGGCACACAGGACACGUUUGGUUGUCAACUAAACUUCCGUUUGUCGCAAACGACAAAAUGCCCUGGUCACAGAAGACGACGAAGGAGAAGUGUUACUGAAGCGAUAUCGUUAGGAAUGGAUAUCAAAGAAGCCGUGACACUAUUGAUGAGUCAUGGAACAUCUCCUGCCGAUAUACAGAAGUUCGUGGAAGAUGCUAUUGAAUAUCAGAAAGUGCAAAAGGCCGAAGUAUGGCAAGGUGAACAACUGAGUGACUCGGAUUCAAGCACUGGUUAUGCAGCAACUGUGAAAGCAUUAGGAGAAAAUAAUCCACAAACCCUUAAACACAGAAGUUCCGAAUUAUCAGUGCAAGUUGAAGUUAAAGGGGCUGACAAAAUCUUGGAUAUGAUUGGAAGUGCAAAUGACAUAGUAAGCAGAGCUGAUCAGCUAUUUGUUGUCGGAAAGGGGCUUUCAAAAGAAGGGACGAAAUUGUUGGGCGCGCAACUCGCAAAUAUGACGAUUGGUGAUCUGGAAGCAAUGUUAGAAGUCAAUAAAGUUGACCCAACUAUGAUAGGAAAGCUAGUUCAUGAUUUUAUAGACCUAGCAAAGGCACUGUAUUCUGAAGUAGUGGACAAACUAUUUUCCGGAGAACUUGGAAAUCCAUUCAAAUCGUUUGACCUAUCAUUGAAAGGACAGUUUGUAAUACCUAAAAGGAGUGUGCGGUUAUUCAAAUUUGACGAAGACUUUAUGUUAGGGGGAUUUAUUACUCUUACCUUUUCAUUUGGAGCGGAUGGAUAUUAUGGUUUGAAUUUGGGCUGGGAAGGUAAACUUAUAGCUAAAACUGCAGGAGCCACUGUUGUGCCUUAUGGAGGCCUAACAUGCUAUGGUGAAAUGGGUAUCGGAUUUGUAAUGUAUGGUAAACUUCGAUUAGAAGGACAAAUAAUGGACCUGAGAUUUCCAACACGUGCUGAAAUAGGAUUCUCGAAAUUCCCAUUGGAUGUGGCGUUGAAAAUGGACUUAGAGCUAACGCCAGUUAAACUAAAACUGAUCGCACUAGUGACGCUGGAGGUAAAACUUCUAUUUGUCAAAAUAAAGAAGAUAUUAUACAGCAAAGAUUUAUGGCACUAUAAAACACCGACGAUCAGGAAAACAAUUAUCGACGUUUCCACAAAAGAAAAAGAUGAAUCCCCGCCUCAGUUCUCGCCAGUUGUUAGCAACGAAAAUAACCGCGGGAAAAGGUCAAUGCCUGCUUGUGAUAUCAGUCAGAUAAAGAAUCGAGAUUAUACUGAGCCUGCGUUUGAGAUAUCCGUUGCAGCAGCAGACGAUAGGAGUAAUGUGAAAUUUUUCCUUGAUGUUGGAACAUUCCCUGCAGGAAGUAAUAUUGUCAAUGACCGUCAACUUGGUGGUUCAUCGACAGUUUUAGCAACAGCAGUGGACGAAUAUCCAUCCGGAGUGCCCUUAUAUUUUACCGUUUAUGCUGAAAAUAGUGCAGGAGCGAGAGCGGGAGUGACCUGUAUGUUGACCACAUAUGAUACUACAGAACCUACGGCUAGAAUCACACCUGCAUUCUUAUCAACAAGUAAUCCGAAUGAAAUAAAAGCAUCUGUGUUAGUUCACGAUGACUCAGAAAUUAUCAAAGCUUUUACUGGUGUUGGUUAUGGAAAGGGGAGUUACGGUGACCAAGUGGUUCCAUGGACACUGCGUAAUUUAAAGGAAAGAACAACCUUGUCUACAAGUGGUGAUCCGUUAAAACAGUUCUCAGAUUUACAAGACGGAAAAUUUGUUUCGCCUCCAAUCAAAACACUUAACGAAAUACCAACAGCUACUUCUUGUGCACAAACAUGUUUAGCUCUUGGACACUGCGUUAGUUUCAACUACGAUUACAGUCCAGCGGGAACCUGUGAACUUCUUCGAUCAAUCCGUCAGUUUGAUGAUACAUUGGCACAGUCGGGUCUAUUCAGUCAUUUUGAGCGUUUGUCUAGUGGUCAUUCUGUUGAGGUCAACCAUAAUGACCUCAACCUACAGCACAAUCGACUCCAUUUUGUCAAUACAGACCUCAAGAAUGUUUUGGGCUAUAGGUCUAUCAUUCCAAGCGCUGGAAUAUUGACAGAUUACACAUGUCCAGAACCUGGACCUAUCGUCAAUUCUUCACGGGAUUCAUUGAGCAUUGAUGAUUGCCUCUCUUUGAUUCCACCUGACCGGCCUGAUCUAAACAGAUUCUGUAUUGGUAUUUACUCCAAAAGACUCAAUCACAGAACCAUUAUUGACGGCGAAGGAUCCAGAACGGUGUUUAAUGGAGACAAGCCUGUAUUAGAUCUCAAGUAUACAAGGAGUAACAAUUACAUUGCUGGAAAUUGGGACGGGAUUACCGAUGAUGAAACUGGUAUAAGAGCGUAUGCAUUGGCAGUUGGAAGACACAUAUGUGAAGACUCUAUUCACCCGCACCAUGAUCCACAUAAGCAUUUGAUGCACGAAUCACAAUGGACAAACAUGGCAAUUAUGACUGCCACGGCGGAUUAUAAUCCUUUUCCACUUGAAUCCGGGAAAUACUACUUGACAGUUAGGGCAAUAAAUAAGGUGGAAUACGGAGGGCCACUAGCAACAACUAUCUGCCAUAGCGUACCCUAUAUCAUUGAUAUCACCAAUCCUGUUGUGUAUGAAGUUUUUGAUAUCAAAUAUGACGAAGAUCGUUAUAUGUUAUCUGCAGAACAUAACUCUACGGACAUUGAAUCUGGUCUUGACUCUGUUGAAUUGUGUAUCGGAGACAACCCCAGAAACUGUGAGCUAUUGUCAUGGACAAGAAGACCGAAGUCACAAUACAUUAAUUAUACACACCAUAUUCCAGAUGGCAUCCCGGCUUGGAUUCGUUUACGUGUUACAAAUAAUGUUGAAUUACAUUCUGUGGGGAGAGCUGAUCAAGCUAUUAUUGUGGAUGCCAGUCCGCCUUUGGCUGGGACUGUAUACGAUGGUCCUUUAUUCAAGGAUGACUUGCAGUUUACAAAAUAUUCGAAACAGAUUUGUUUGAAUUGGUAUGGUUUUUAUGAUCCGGAGUCAGGAAUUUCAUCCUACGAAAUAGGAGUUGGAACAUCUGCGGGACUUACCGACAUAGCGGAGUUAAAAACACUUAAACAUCAAGAACAUUCUUAUUGUGUGUCUUUAGAUGAAAAUUCGACAUUGAUUCACAAUAACGUUUAUUAUCCCGUUGUCUGGGCAAAUAACGGAGCUGUCAACCAGAAGAAUAUUUCAGGAACAUCAGACGGAGUGCGUGUUGACCUGACAAAACCCGUUAAGGGGAAAGCUGUGGAUGGAAAUAUUAACAAUCUAACCGAUGUGCAAUACAGUUCAUCAAAAUCAACGGUGCAGUUACAGUGGGACCAUUUUUAUGAUCCAGAGUCAGGCAUUAGGGAAUAUGACGUUCAGAUUGCAAGAAGAAGGCAUGGCAGCGACUGGGCUACAAUUAAGGAAUGGUCCAAAUUUGGAAAACACUCUAAAAUGGCUGAAUGGCGAAAUUUCCAUCUGAACCAUAACGACGAAGUCAAAAGCACUGUUAAAGCUGCCAAUGGUGCAUUGAAUGAUGUUGAAACGGAAACAGACGGUUUUAUAGUUGAUCUAACAUCACCAUUACUUGAACAUCUCAAUGAUGGAUCGGUCAGCGGCAAAGACAUAGAAUUCCAGGUCAAUGCAACUGAGGUGCAUGUUAAUUUCAAAUUUUACGACCCUGAGUCAGGAAUUAAACAGUUACGGUACCAACUACAUGAGCAACAACAUGGAACAACACGACAAUUUUAUCCAGGUGCAAAGGGUAAGUGGAUUGAAAUUAGUGAUGUCAACGCAACACAGCAUAAAAAGUCCGGUUUAAAGCUCACGGUCGGACACAGAUAUAUUUCACGACUUGUGGCAAUUAACGGUGCUGGUCUACUUUCGACUUACGAAACAAAUGGAUUUAUAAUAGAAAACACACCACCAAAGAUAAGUUGGAUAAGGGUUGGAGUAUUAUCUGGACUGGAACAUUUGAUAGAUGGCUAUGUAUAUCAGUCAGAUCAUAACGGAAUUAAAGUAUGUUGGUCAGCAAGUGAUCCACAAAGUGGAAUUAAUGCAAUUCAGUAUUCUGUGGGAACAACUAAAGGUUCAACAGAUGUUCUUCCCUGGACAGAGACAGAGAUAUCAUCUAGCAGUGCAUAUCUGCCAUGCUCACUUAACAAUACGGAUACAGACGGAUCCACUGAACCAGUUUACUAUGUGUCCCUGAAAGCGAGAAAUGGGGCAGGACUUUGGAGCACUGUAGCGAACUCAUCACCUAUUAUUGUUGUCCCUGAAGACGUGACAGGUACUGUCCAUGACGGUCCGUAUGAACACUUGAAGGAUGACAUAGAUUAUCAGGCUGAUGCUCACACCGUUACAAUGCGGUUUUCUGGUUUUGAAAGUAGUUUACAUGGUAUAAUGGCGUUUGACUGGGCUAUCGGUACUUCGCCUGGUACCGAGGAUGUGCAGCCGUAUCUUGAGGAUGGAAUAAUACAUAAUGAAGAAGAUGAUGUUUCUGGCAAUGGUUUAACGAGUUCAGGAUAUGCUCAAACUGUUGUUGAUCUUGAUCAUGGCGGAACUUAUUUCACAACACUUAGAGCUACGACAAACAAAGGCGAUAUACUACAAGCGACAACAAAUGGUUUCAUUGUAGACACAACACCACCGGACAUUAUGUUUAAUAAAUUAUCAAAAUCGACAGCACAAGAUUCCGACGUCGUUAUAUAUCAAAAGGACCAGUCAGUGUUAGCGGCAACAUGGAAUUUCUCGGAUUCGGAACAUUUGUUCAAAGACAGCAGCGACAAUAUAGACACUACUUGGUUUUCAGUUGGUUCAGUUCCCUAUGCGGAUGAUAUAUAUAACCGCACAUAUCAAAAUGUUUCAUCAGACAACGAAGGCACGUUACCGGUUGGACAUGUUAGGCCCGCACUUGCUGGUACUACGAAUUUAGUCUCUGUUGGAGUUAAAAACAAGGCUGGGCUAGAAAAAAUGAUUGUGUCUCCACCAGUUGUACAAGACAACAUUGCACCAUUGGCAGGAACUGUGGAAUGUCCAAAGUUUGUUCAGAGCCACUUUGUAAUCGAGUGUACUUGGACUGGAUUUGUGGACAAGGAAAGUGAAAUAAAAAAGUAUUACAUUACUUUCGGUUCAAAACAAGGAUAUGAUGAUUUACUAUUGUCUGAAGAAAUACCAGGACAAAUAACCAGAUUUUCUGCAAAAGAUGUUGUAAAAGAUCAUAACGACAAGAUAUAUGCAACUGUAACGGCAGAAAAUAGAGUCGGCCUGUCAGUAAGAGCAUACUCCAAAGUUAUUGUAGUGGACAAUACUCCACCAUCUCCUGGAGUUGUUGUUGAAUUGUCUAGUGUAGCGAGAGUUAAUCCAAAUGAUGUCGACAAAACUGUUGAAAUGAACAGAAAGGCGUGUUCGUCUAAAGAAGAAUGUCUUAAAAUCGAUGCUGUUUGCACAGAAGCAUUUACGCAUCUUGGUGUGGCUUGGACGCAUUUUAGUGAUGAUGAAUCUGAAAUAACGGAAUACCAACUUGCUAUUGGAACAUCACCGGGAGGAGCAGAGAUAUCGCCAUUCAUACCUUUAUCUUCGGAACUCAAUCACUAUGUCGUUAAAAACAUAGAUUUAAAAGGACUGCGACAGGUGUUUGCAACAAUUAAAGCUUCCAACUUCGCAGGGCUUACAACCAGCGCCUAUUCAAAUGGUGUUUAUUUGUCAUAUUUAAGUCAAGGCUUACCUCCACUUGAACAUAUUGGUAUAUAUGAUGCAAACCAACAUUCUGUCGGGGAUGUAGAAUUCCAGUCAGAUACAAAUUCCAUCGAGGCGAAAUGGGACGUUUCGGGUGAUCCUUGCCCAGUCGUCAAGUUCGAGUGGUCAGUUGAAGAAACAGAUGGGACUGUCCUGCAACAUUUUAUAGAUAUGUAUACUAGCACAAGCGGACGGACAGAUCAGCUGGAUUUGAAAGAAGGUAGAAGAUAUUACAGUCUUGUAAGAGUUCGAAACAUGCUCGGGUUUGUGUACACCUUACGCUCAGAUGGAGUAACAAUCAAUUCAAACCCGAUGUUGCCUGGCAUGGUUUAUGACGGAGAUGUAACAGGAUAUGAUCUCAAGGUUUUGUCAUCCCGGACAAUGGUUUCAGCAAACUGGGAUGGGUUUGGUAAAUUACGUCAAUCGAAAGGCGUCAGUGAAAUACUUACUGGCAACAAGGGUGUCGAUGAAGGAGAGGAGACUGACCCCGACCAAGAAGUUGCCUAUUAUGAGGUUGCGUUAGGAUCUGACAGGCGCUUUGAUAAAACAAGAGACAAUGUCGUCCCAUUUACAAACGUUGGAAAAAAUACUUCUGUAACAUUCAAAGACCUAGAUCUAGAACCAGGAUUUGCUGUUUAUUACUUCACCGUACGAGCCUUUAGCGCAUCUUCAGCGUCGGCAACUAUAACUUCCAAUGGAUUCUUUGUCAGUUUUGACGGAGGUGUUUCUGCUGGAACUAUUACUCUGCCCGACUUUAUCAACUCAAACAAGACUCUUGAUGUCCAAUGGAAUGGAUAUACAUCAAACGUUGGAAUAAUGUUGUAUUACGUUGCCAUAUCUGACCACCAAAACACUUCUUCCGGGGACUGUAGAAGAUAUGUUGACGGUGGGAAAGCAACAGAUACCGAAAAACAUGAACUGUUUAAUGUUUAUCAAGUAACAUCUGUCGGAGUUAGUACAUACCUAUAUAUAGACGACCUGAUGUUGGUGCAAAACUCAACAUACUUUCUAUGGAUUAUGGGUGUUGAUAAAGCUGGUGAAUGUAACAUGACUUACCAUAGUUUUACUGUUGACGUAACAAAACCAGAGAAUGGGAAGAUUACUGCUGGGCCGUAUUUCAACAUGGCUUUGGCGUAUACAAGAUACAGGUCUGAAAUCCAUAUGAAAUGGGAGGGAUUUCAUGAUGGAGAAUCGGGUAUUGAAGAAUUCAGCCUUGAGCUUUGGCACGGAGGACGUUGCUCAGCUGCCAACACACAGACGUUAAUUAAAACGGUCGAGGUUUUUGGAAACUAUACCGAAUACCGAUUCACCAAUCUUAGUAUUGAAAGGUUUGUCGUGUAUCUGGUAAAAAUAAAAGCAGUCAACCGUGCAAAAUUGAUAACAUCGGCGGAGACAUCCCCUGUUGUCUUUGAUGACUCAAUGCCCACAGCCGGUCAUGUCAGUGAAGGGUCUGUGUUUAUUAACGAUAUUGUGUGGUGGGGAUUCACAGAUCACAUAAAAGGGACAUUGUUGCAUAGCGCCGUUCAUGUCAAUGAUCCAUGUCCUUUGAGGAAUAUUUCAAUGUCUGACAGUGGAUGGAGUCCCGUGGAAAUAAAACGAUUAAAUGACCCUGAUGGUGUUGAGUGGAAAAUACAACACAGAGAAGCCAAUAUACGUACCAACACAUACAACGAUGAAGUCAGUAUUAAAAUAUCACGAGAUUCAAAGGCAGAACGCAUUUACUCAGCUGCCUACAUGCGGAGCGCAGACAUGAAAGAUGGUGGUACAUAUGAGUUAUCAAUCCGGGCUGCUGAUGGAGACGGUAUGGCUGUUACAGGCGUCACAUUCUGGGAUGGUGAUGAUGGUGAUCUGCACAUUUUUAAUCACAGAACUAAAACUUGGAAUGAGCUCGGAUCGUGCAGCUGUUGCUUAGAAUCCAAUACUACUGACUGUCUCUGCAACUGCACUGAAUAUUUGAAUACAUUGAACAUGCAUAACGGUACCGUAAAUGAAAAUACAACAGAAUAUAACACGUCAUAUAUUUCUGGAGGUUCUCGUGUAAUAUCCCAACAGUCUUGUGGAAUUCAAAUAUAUGAAGGUAAAGAACCAUAUAUAGUGACAUGGUGCAAAUUUUUCAACAACACUGGCCAAAGCAUGUCUGUCAGAUCAGAACUACAUUUCAGUCCUUCAGAAGAGUUCCAUCACUACAGAAUAAAGUUCUUCAUCGUCAAGGAAGAUAUAACGGCAACUAUCUGCAUCAACGUAUUUGCUGAUGAAAAUCAAAUAUCGGAGAUGUGCGGCAUACCUCCUUUAAGUAUACAUACCAAAUUAAUUUUGCAUGUGUGGAACAAAGACAAUAUUGUACCGACUUUAGAUGUUUUCAAUUUAUGGCAAGCAACGGCAGAUUUUAAAGGUCUCAUCAUGCCACCAGAUAUCAACGCCUUAUGCAGAUAUGGUGAUCCAAUUCAAGGAGGCACAAAUGCAAUCGUCAAAUAUGAAGCAGGUAUUGGAACUACUCCUGGAGCUGUGGACAUUGUGCCUUUCCAAGUGGUGAAUAAACCGUGCAUACCUUGUACAGAUGCUUGUUCACAAUUCGAUUGUGAACACGACUGCAAGUUUAAUGGCUACACUUUGGUACAUUUCACAAUCAAAGAUACAGCAAUCAACGCUACUUACGAUAAGACCUUAUACAUCUCAGUAAAAGCUGUUCUCGGAUCCGGAGCUAACGCUGUUUCAUCAUCCAAUGGAUUCUAUAUUGACAUCACAUCACCUGUAUUCGACGAAGAAGUUAUGAUGUAUAUAGAUGUUCGGCAAGGAGAAUUUACGCCCUCGGACUUUCAAGGCUCAAACAAUACAAUUAAAGCACUCUGGCUAUGUAAUGAUGACAGGAGCGAAAUAGCGGAAUACAAAUGGGCUAUUGGAACAGAAGUCGGUUUGGAAGACAUACAGUCGUACACGUCAACUGGAACGUUUUCGACAGGGACAAACAAUAAUUUAGAAGGGCAGCUUAAACACAACUCUAGUUACUAUGUCAGCGUAAAAUGUACCAACGCGGCAGGUUUAACAACUGUGUGGGAAGACAAAAAGGGUGUUACUGUGCUUCUUGAAGCUCCAGAUCCAGACUCAGUCACAGCAGACGCUGUCGGUGCUAAACACUUUGAUAAGGAAGUUUAUCCCCCGACAGCUGUUAAAUCAAAGGACCCUAGUACUUGCGGGGAAUCUUGGACAGUUAGUACAGAUCCGAAUAUCAGACGUUACGAUUUUUGUGUCGGGAGUUCAAUGGAAACAAUAGAUGAUAUAAUACCUUGUGUUUGGGUUGGAUAUAACAUGUCAGGAGUUGUUGAAAUAAAAAAUGGUUAUCUGUUUAUCGACAACACACCAUAUCGUAAAGUGUCAGAACUACGUGCGUUAAGCAAAGGCGUUUACGAUUACAGUACAGCAAACACAGAUGACAAUACAUUCCGUAUGGAAAGCGGCAGGACUUUGUUCUUAUUCAUGCGUUUAUGUAAUAAAGCUGAAAUAUGCAUCGACAAAUUUGUGAACUCUUUGCUGAUAACAGACGAAAAAUCUGUAUUGUUAAGCUCUGAAUCUGGGAAAGGAGAACGCUUCCAGUUAAAGGAUUCACAAACAGGCCGAGUCAAACGAAGUUCUUUAGAGACGAGCAUAGAAAUGCCAGAAGGUACGGAAAAAGGUCAAAGUAUUUUAUACAAUAAGCUGACUGAGGAAAACAUGACGGCACGCUACGAUUCCGCGGCAUCAACAACAUUUAAAUCUUACAUUGUAAACCCAGAAGAUACCUUAAACAAAACAGAGAGACUCCUUUACAGGCGGAUACACUCAUUUAACCAGUCUUUCACACUAAGUCCAGUUGGCCAAAAGCCGUUUCCUGCUCCAUUGAAACUUACCUAUCCGAAUACUAAUGUCACUGACGAUGCGGACGACACAAUAAUUAUGGUUGUUCACUGGAAUCCAGACCAUCAGCAAUGGCAAAUAACAAAUAGUACAUGCAGUUGGGAUAAUGUAACAGUGGAUGAGGAAAAUAACGACUUAUCAUCUAUUUUGAUUUGCGACACACGUUUGUCAGCUGAUACCAGGACGGAAAAUCAAACAUAUUUUGCAAAGGAAACCCAAUUUGCAUUGGCGACAGUUUCAUCUAAAAUAGUCAACAACCCACCAAAAUUUAUGGAAACUUCGAUCACAAUGGAUGAAGAUUCAGAUGACACACAAUUCCAGCUCAUAGCGAAAGACAUGGAAAAUGAUCCCUUCGUUUACAGCCGCCUAGCAGAGACUUAUGUGUUUGGAAACGUAACUUUAAAUACUGAGGGAAUAUUGACACUUUCAUUGUGUAAAAACUGCUAUGGCAAUUCUUCUGUCAAGUUUUCUCUGGAAGACAAACCUUCAUGGGAUGACAUUGUACCCGCACAGGCAGAUUACUCAGUAGAUAUCGAAAUUUUACCAUUAAAUGACCCACCGAUUAUAAACGCCUUUUCUCGAAAUGGAACAAAUAUAUUACCAAAUGACCCUACUGAACCUAUAUUGAUAUUUAAGGAACAAACAGGGAAGACUAUAUCAGAAAUAGCUGCUGUUGUAAUAGCUUAUGAUAUUGAUGGACCUCAAAACUUACAAAUGAUUUCAAAUACAACCAUAGCAUCUAGCUCCUUCUACUUGAAAGAUGUUGAUCGCCACGAAAUACUAGAUUUAAUGCCCUGCAACCACGCACAGUGUGAGAGUCCUGAUGUUAUUUCGAAGCCUUCAACCGCAGAAUGGAAAGGUGUAUCAAUUAACUACACCCAGGAAAAUACAUCUUUCAUUGGCUUAGAUACUAUUAAAGUAGUUGCACAGGACGAGAAUGGAAUAUUUUCUGAUGUCGUUAGUGUCACACUUGUAGUUAUGGAAAAUAAAUGUCAGCAUGGGCAAUGCAAGAGUUUAAAUCCCCGACAAUAUUCUUGCAACGAUACAAGGAGAGCUGGAAGUUUUGACUUGUACUAUACCUGCGAGUGUCCUGGAUCUUGGGAAGGACCAUAUUGCGGACAAGAUGUUGAUGAGUGUGCGAGAGGUUUUUGUGAAGCUUGGAAGGUCUGUGAUAAUAAGAUUGGAGGUUAUGAUUGCUACUGUAAAGCCACGGACAUUAUUUGUAAACUGUCACUGGAAGUUUGGGAGUUCUCAAUCAUCGUAACAGCUGUCGUUCUUGUCCUUGUUGUUCUUUUAGCUGUAUUUAUUGUGCGGAAAUGCAAGUCAAAGAAAUAUAAGAUGAAAAAGGUACACUUUGACAAAGAGAAUUCGAGAUCAAGCAUAUCUUUAACUGCCUUACUGAAAAAUGCACGGACUCUUGGUCCAGGCCGGCCUCAUUUAGCGAAGGUUGCGCCACUACCUUUGGACAAAGAAGAAGACAAUGGUGAAACAGACACCUCUGUACCUCCAAUACCCCCGAUAUCUACAUUCCUUACAAGCUUUGUUCAUGCUGAUGUACAUAAAGCCGACAACAAUUCCGAAGACGAUGGUUUUGUACAUCCAGCACCCAAAUUUGAUCGUACUCAACUUGUAGCUGAAUUUGAACAGAGAAAAGAGGAAUUAGAGGCCAUGGAUGAAAUACCAGAGGACGACAUGCACGACCAUCCACCGCCCGAGUUGAGUCAGUCACAUUUGGUUACAAAGUAUAGCAAAAAUGCCGUCGCACCCUUGAAUCAUGGCAAACGGAAAUUCCGUUCCGAGUUCAAGCUUUUCUCAGCAUUGAGCAACCUGGAAAGAGUGGACGACAGUAGUAAUAACAUGAAAGAGCACAUGGAUGCAUGUGACGAUGAAGUGAAUCCACCGGAGGAUACAAAGAGAGAUGUUAGAAAUCUGAAAGAUACUAGUAACAUCAAUCUAGAAAAGCCUGUGGGUUCUCUUGAUGGGAAUGCGCAGGAAGAAAACUGACAAAAUAUUUAAACAAAGACUAAACAUUCUGUGAAAAAUCUAUUCCAGUCAGUAACAUCUACAAGAAGGAGUGUAUUAAUUUUGUUUACUUAUAUAUACUAGGUAUACAGCAGUUAUAGAACUUUAUGAAUAUAAUUUAUAACGUUACCAUUAAUUAUGAUGAAAUGACAUUUUGCUUUAUAAUCUAUAUCUUUUAUCGUUUUGUUAUACUCUCUCUCUCUCUCUCUCUCUCUCUCUCGUGUGUUUCAUCAGAACAAUAUAUGUGUAUGAACAUUUAUGCUUUCUUUGUUGUAGCAGUUUGAAAAGUUAAUUAGACAAAUAAGAUGAUAUAGUUUUAAAUUGCAUGCAAAAAUGUUUGCUUAAGCAUUAAUUGAAUGCGUUUUAAACUUUUAUAUCGAACAUUUAGAUUUUCGUAUUUUACUAUCGCAUUUAACUGUGCUGCUUAAACAUUAAUUUUAAGUAUGGUGGUAUAUUUCUGCCAAGAGAUAGCUAGGUAGCUAUUGCGAUAAUAAAAAGAAUUACCGUGAUAAAAGUUUUCUGAAAAGAUUAUCUUAAUAGCAAAUAUUAUUGCGAAAAUUUACAUUAUUAUUUCGUUCCCUUUCGCGCGAGUGAAGUACCAACAACUGCAAUUUAUUAGCAAGGAAAGGAAAUUUUGAUAUUUUUAACUUUACUGAAAUGUUUCCUAGAAAUAUUUUUGACAAUAUUAUCUCGAUAUUUUGUUCCUAUUUAGAGCCGAGAGCCGCCAUUUUGAUAUCUAUAAAUAGCACCCUACUGAAUCGAUGGUUGUCGGUGCGGCGUUAAACACCCCCACCCCCACCGCCCCAAAAGAAAAAAAAGAAUCGAUGGAACACUGUUGAAACCAUUUAAUUUAACACUGAACUUACCACCACCAUGCAGUAGAUACUGUAGAGUGCAAACCUCAAAGUCUUGCGCCAAUAACUAAUAUCAUCGUGUACUAUUUAUAGCUAAUCAAGCAGCUGUGCCGUUGCAGUAACGGAAUUCUGGGCUUAAAUGAAAGCAAUAAUAAUAUUAGGAAAAACAAAUAAUUGCUAUAAUAUUUUCAGAAAAUUGCACAAAUUUCCUGAAAGGCUUAGAACUCUAUCGUGAUAGCUACCAAGCAUAUCGUGGCAAUUUCGAGAAUUAACGUGAAAUUUGCGCUAAAAUAUUUUCACAAAAUAUUAUUUGAUACAGAUUUUUUCCAAAAAGAAAAACACACAGACACAUAUCAUAUUUUGCUUCAAGCUCUUUGAACAAAUCCUUAACAUAUCUGUUAAUAGAAACACUACAAACGAAGGGAAAUACAGCGACCACUUUAUAGGUUGGUCACUGAUCAUAUGAUUUUAUUAUACUUUUCAUGAGAUGUUGUUUUUGUCAUGAAAUUGAUGUUUGUAAUAUUUAACCCUUUCUCUUUACUUUUGAUCUGUCUACUUGCUUUUGAAAAAUAAACAGACUCUAAAAGUG
Molecule: messenger RNA, 25075 nt
Organism: Mercenaria mercenaria
Lineage: Eukaryota; Metazoa; Mollusca; Bivalvia; Venerida; Veneridae
Exons: 141
Coding region: 344-23614 (7756 amino acids)
Molecular function (GO): calcium ion binding
Source: RefSeq, a predicted model, not a curated record